AUGAAUAAUUUUACUAUUCAAGUUAUUGAUGGAAUUGUAAAGAUUUACGAAGAGGAUCUUGAAUGUCUUAACCGUUUGGAAAGUUUUGAAAGACAUAGAACUGUUGAUAGUUUGACUUCGGAUGAAGAUAUUGAAUAUGAUUCUGCAAUUCAUAUGAAGAACGUGUACUUUUAA
Dentiscutata heterogama is the source of this 174-nucleotide messenger RNA. The record is from the annotation of a GenBank genome assembly. NCBI's taxonomy places the organism in Eukaryota, Fungi, Glomeromycota, Glomeromycetes, Diversisporales, Gigasporaceae.